AUGAUCUAUCACUAUCCAACUCAAAAGGCGCCUCUCAAAAUCCUACAGUUAAAUGUAGGGCACGCGCCAGACGCACAUGAAAUAGCCCUCACAUUGGUAUAUACUAGCGACAUCGAUAUUAUCCUAAUCCAAGAACCAUAUACAUUUAAAGACCUCAGCCAACAGAUCACUAAAAAAUAUCUAUUAUAUGAAUGCUUCUCCCCAACUGAUAGCUGGGUAAUAAGUGGCCGACCACGAGUCCUCACCUAUGUCCAAAAGAAGAAAGGCAUCCAGACCUCCCAGCUACGCCCCUUUACAACUGACACUAAAGAAGCCUCGGAUCUCCUGUUCCUUCAGAUUUUUUCGCCUAUAGGAAAGUCUGCUCUGAUAGUUAACAUCUAUAAUGCCCCAGCAGGCUGCAGCAGAGCAGGUGAAGCCGCAAAAGCUCUCACAACCCUGCCAGAGGCAUAUUUCCCUCAAACAACGAUACUUGCAGGCGAUCUCAACCUACUACAUAACAGAUGGCAACCCUCGCUACAAUUACUCAUUUCCGACAUAGACUAUCCCACACAUGAAAGGGGUAACAUGUUAGACAUUAGUUUCGCCUCAAGCCCUCUGGCACUCGCAGGAGCUAAAGCUAGCAUAGCGAGCCACUUAGAUGCAACCUCAGAUUAUCAACCACUAAUCACUACUGUUCCAUGGGAUCAGAGAUACAAGGAAACAGCCCAGAAACUGAGAUUUGACAUAGUAGACCACACCUCCUUCCUCUCGCUCCUCGCCUCUAAUCUCGCUGGCACUGAGAGCUCAGCCACAAUAGAAGAAGAUCUUGAUGCCCUUACUGAAAAACUAACAUCUGCAAUUCAAGGAGCAUAUAGAGGCUCUGCUAAGAGCACCAUAACACAAGACAUAGGACAACUAUGGUGGAAUGAAGACUGCAAGAAAGCUUUACACAAUUACCGCUUAGGCCUCUGCUUAAAGAUAGACUUCCGCAGGAUAACAAGAUAG
Molecule: messenger RNA, 984 nt
Organism: Talaromyces stipitatus ATCC 10500
Lineage: Eukaryota; Fungi; Ascomycota; Eurotiomycetes; Eurotiales; Trichocomaceae
Exons: 2
Coding region: 1-984 (327 amino acids)
Source: RefSeq, a predicted model, not a curated record